AAUUAGUUAAACACAUAAACACACAAUGACACACAAUUAAACAGAAAAUUGUGGUCCUGUCGUGUAGUUUAGAAAAUGCUUUUCCCAAAAUCAAAAUGAAUUUAUUUUUAGUUUUUAUGUAUUUAAAGUCAUUAGUUGAAUCUUAAUUUAAAUUAAUAAUUAGAAGGAGAAGUAAUCCAUAAAACCAAAAAAUAUUCAAGAUAACCUAACUUUUACAGGAGACAUUGAAGAUACAGAGGUAAAAAUGCUAAAAAAUCUAUUAUUAAAGCCUUCAAUGUUAAGGUACUGCCUUAGAAAGUUUAGUUCAGAGAAACAAUAUCCAAAAAGGAUAUUUUCAGGCAUCCAACCAACCGGUUCUAUACAUUUAGGCAAUUACUUAGGAGCGAUAGCUCAGUGGAUUAAUCUUCAGAAUAACAACGAGGAUCUGAUUCUGUGUAUUGCUGACUUACAUUCAAUCACUCUUCCACAUGAACCGGAAAAUCUGUCUAGGAAUAUAAUUGAGCUAGCUGCUACGUUACUGGGCUGUGGAAUUGAUCCAGAAAGAACAAUUUUGUUUCAGCAAUCGAAUGUGCCAGCUCACGCAGAGCUGUCUUGGUGUUUGGGCUGUAUUUCGACAAUGGCUAGAUUAGCUCACUUGCCUCAGUACAAAGAAAAAUCAGCUAGUUUGAAGGAUAUUCCUUUGGGAUUGUAUAUUUACCCUGUUCUACAAGCGGCAGAUAUUUUAACAUAUAAGGCCACUCAUGUACCCGUUGGAGAAGAUCAGAUACAGCAAAUACAGUUAUGUCAGGAAUUAGCCAGGAUGUUUAAUAAUCGAUACGGUCAGACAUUCCCUAUUCCACACACAUUAAUAACAUCUAGCGAGUAUGGUAGGAUAAAGAGUUUAAGAGAUCCAUCAAAGAAAAUGUCGAAAUCCGAUCCGGAUGCCAAAAGUAGGAUAUGUUUGACAGAUAGUAUUGAUGAUAUUGUUUCGAAAAUUAAGAAAGCAGUUACAGAUUGCACAUCACAGGUUACUUAUAAUCCAGAUGAGAGACCGGGGGUGUCCAAUCUCAUAAGCAUACACUCUUUUGUUACUAAAAAAUCAGUAGGUGACAUUUGUAGAGAGGUGGAAGGCUUGAACACCGGACAAUAUAAAACAGUGGUUGCUGACGCAGUUGUGUCAUAUGUAAAGCCCAUACAAGAAUCAAUAGCUCGAUAUAUUAACGAUCAGGGAUAUUUACUAGAGAUAUUAAAUAUCGGGAAAAACAGAGCGUCGGAAAUUGCCAAUGAAAAUUUGAAACAAGUUCACGAAAAUUUAGGUUUAAAAGUGCCACUGAAAGACAGGAAAAAGAUACCGUUCCUAAAAUUUUAAUGAAAUUUUAAAGAAUUUUUUUUUGGUAAAAAUUUAGUAUUGUUGAUUUUAUUAUUUAAAAUAUUUGUAAUAUAUUGUGCCCUUCUUCUAAUUAGCACUGAUGGGGCAGUGUGUGUAGUUUUUAUUGAUGAUACCAUAAAUGCAAUAAAUAUGUUUAUUGCAAUAAAUAAAUAAAUUAAGAUAGAACUAUAUUAAAUAUAUGAUUUAAAAAAAAUAUAUAUUU
Sitophilus oryzae (rice weevil) is the source of this 1571-nucleotide messenger RNA. It is a transcript of the gene TrpRS-m, whose product is annotated as tryptophan--tRNA ligase, mitochondrial. Gene Ontology annotation, cellular component: mitochondrion; mitochondrial matrix. Gene Ontology annotation, biological process: mitochondrial tryptophanyl-tRNA aminoacylation. The transcript is spliced from 8 exons. NCBI's taxonomy places the organism in Eukaryota, Metazoa, Arthropoda, Insecta, Coleoptera, Curculionidae. Gene Ontology annotation, molecular function: tryptophan-tRNA ligase activity; ATP binding. The record is from RefSeq and is a predicted model, not a curated record. The coding region runs from base 245 to 1348 and encodes 367 amino acids.